Messenger RNA from Botrytis deweyae, 492 nucleotides. RefSeq lists its product as uncharacterized. Bases 1 to 492 code for a protein of 163 amino acids. The transcript has a single exon. The record is from RefSeq and is a predicted model, not a curated record. NCBI's taxonomy places the organism in Eukaryota, Fungi, Ascomycota, Leotiomycetes, Helotiales, Sclerotiniaceae.
AUGUCAUCUCUGCUGCUCGAGGAAAUUCUCAAACUCGACGACCUCAUUAGCCCGGAUGGCAUGAGGGGAAUCCUCUCUGCCCCUUUACUUAAACUCCGCUACGUGGAUCAGCAGGUUCGUCUGUACAACGAACUAGGACCCCAUGAUACCGGACUCCCCCGAGCCGUUUACGACGCGGCGCAAAUCUCCAUCGCGAAUGGCGAUCUAGCGCGCGCGAGAAUUUUUGUUGAGAAAGCGGUAGCGGGAUGGACGGUCCUGCAGGGUGCGCAUAGUCCGCGUGUGUUGCAGUAUACAGCGCUGCUGCGAAAUCUGGAGAAGCGCGAGCUGUAUGGGAUGUCGCAGAAGUGGAAGAUGGCUGUGCAUGAGGUUCCGACGGCGCUUGCGGAGGAAACGUGGGAGAAGUGGUUGUGGAGGAGGAGGAAGAAGAAGAAGAAGAAGAAGAAGACUAGGAGGCCGGGGAAAUCCCUUAAUUGUGGCCCUGGAGGAGAGUAA